Messenger RNA from Centropristis striata (black sea bass), 7949 nucleotides. RefSeq names its product RAP1 GTPase activating protein 2a (gene rap1gap2a). The transcript is spliced from 22 exons. Lineage: Eukaryota; Metazoa; Chordata; Actinopteri; Perciformes; Serranidae. Gene Ontology annotation, cellular component: cytoplasm; plasma membrane. Gene Ontology annotation, molecular function: GTPase activator activity. Gene Ontology annotation, biological process: activation of GTPase activity; regulation of small GTPase mediated signal transduction. Bases 530 to 2821 code for a protein of 763 amino acids. The record is from RefSeq and is a predicted model, not a curated record.
GAGAGAUGCAGUGCCACAGUGUGUGUGUGUCUGCGAGGCUGUCAGUAGCACAACUCUCCAUCCUGUCGUCUGGGACCAUGAUGUGUUGUGGAGCUACGAUGCACAGAUUCACUGCAGGAGCAGGGAAUGCAGAUAGAAGUUCACCUUGAGCUGGAGUCAGUGCUACAGUGCCACUCUGGACCUCUGGGAUUACAAGAAAUGCUCACAGAUCUCAGACCAAGAUCAGUAGAGAUUUAAUCGGAUCUGACAACCUGCCACAACGGGUGGCCCCAGAAUUGUUAACUUUUGGAUUACUGGUCCAGACUCUGAACAGACUAUCCAGGGCAGGAAAUCAAACAGGUACUUGGUUUGGUACAAACUUGCCAGCUGUCUCCAAAACAGACAGCCAACAGAACCAAUAUUGUGACAUCCACAGUUCACCCUGGAAGCUCGAAAAGCCACGACCAAGCAGCCCAGGGACCCUGGGGCUGGCCUGACCUUGGACCGUCUGUCACCUGAACCCCUCCUGGCACCGGCAGAGACGUCCAGCAUGUCUCAGACUGGUUCCUCAGGACGGUUCCACAACAAAAAGGCUGGCAUUAGGGCUGCUGUGAUCCUGAUCGGACUCCUGCACAAGUCUCGCAAAGCCAAGGAGAAGGAGAGAGAGAAGGAGGAGAGGGAAGGGAAACAGGAGCUGCUGAACAUUUCCAACGUCCCUCUGGGAGAAUGUCCCCCCUCACCACCCCGCACUGCACCGCCCAGCAUGAAGUCUGCAGAGUUCUUCGAUAUGUUGGAGAGAAUGCAGGUCCCUAAAGCUGAAGAGCCCAAAAGAUGGAAGGAUGACUAUAUCCCCUACCCACGGAUAGAAGAUGUCCUGGAGAAAGGUGGUCCAUACCCCCAGGUAAUCCUGCCACAGUUCGGGGGUUACUGGAUCGAGGAUGUGGAGGCACCAGCAGGGACCCCAUCCUCUUCAGAGUCCAGUUUCUGUGAGGAGGAGGACGGAGGAGAGGGCAUGAGCCCUGGUGGGGGGCACAGCUACCGCCUGGAGUGUAACAGCACUGCCCGCGCUUACCGCAAACACUUCCUAGGCAAGGAACACAUGAACUAUUACUGCUCUGGCAGCAGCAUAGGCAACCUCAUCAUGUCUCUGAAACACGAGGAGGCUGAGGGACAGGAGUUCCUACGCAUCAUGCUCAGGUCGAGGAUCAAAACAGUCCAUGACAGGAUCUCUUUAGCCGGCAUCAACCAGCUGCCCAGUGUACCACAAAUUGCCAAGCUUCUGUGUGAUGAUGCCACGGGGCUGAAGUUCAACCCGGUCCUGUACCCUCGGGGAUCCCAGUUGGUAGUGGCUUAUGAUGAACACGAAGUGAACAACACCUUCAAAUUUGGAGUCAUCUACCAGAAGUUUGGACAGACAUCAGAGGAAGAGUUGUUUGGGAACAACGAGGAGACGCCAGCUUUUAAGGAGUUUCUCAGUAUCCUGGGCGACAACAUUGAACUUCAGGAUUUUAAAGGGUUCCGCGGUGGGCUGGAUGUAUCCCACGGACAGACAGGGUCUGAAUCUGUCUACACUGUCUUCAGACGGAGAGAGAUUAUGUUCCAUGUGUCAACCAAGCUUCCCUUUACCGAGGGAGACAUCCAACAGCUCCAGAGAAAAAGACACAUAGGAAAUGACAUCGUGGCCGCAGUCUUCCAGGAAGGGCCCACACCGUUUGUUCCUGACAUGAUCGCUUCUAAUUUCCUGCAUGCUUACGUGCUGGUGCAGGUGGAGAACCCCUGCACAGAGCACACAACAUACAAGGUGUCUGUUACAGCGAGGGAGGAUGUGCCUCCUUUUGGACCUCCUCUCCCAAACCCCGCCGUCUUUAGGAAGGGUCCAGAGUUUCGAGACUUCCUGCUGACAAAGCUGAUCAAUGCUGAAAAUGCCUGCUACAAAUCUGACAAAUUCGCCAAACUAGAGGGGCGAACGCGGGCUGCGCUGCUGGAUAACCUUCACGACGAGCUGCACAGACAGAGUCAGGCCACGCUGGGUCUGGGCCAGGCAGGAGAGGAGGACAAGCUGGAGAACGGGGGACACGGGGGUCUACUCGAGUCCUUCAAGAGAGCCAUGCGUGUCAGGAGCCACUCCAUGGAGACUAUGGUGGGCUCUCACCGUCACAGGAGCCCCGGGGUAGGAGGCGGGGUCCCGGCCAGCGUGAGUGGAGGAGGGCUGCCACAGAGCACCAGCGAGUGCACAAAGAGCACCUUCACUCCUCCUGUGUUGUCAGCCAAGUCUCCUUUGAAGAGUCCAGUGAAACGGCGCUCAGGCCUCUUCCCUCGUCUCCACUCCAGCACAGAAUCCCCGACUGACAAACACACACGCAGCGACCAAAAGCUUGCAGAGAUCUGCCCGCUGUCCCAAGAAGUGAGGUCAGAGACAUCAUCCAAUCCCAGCUCACCAGAAAUCUGCCCCAACAAAGAGAGGCCAUUUGUCAAGCUGAAAGAGUGCAGCAGCAGCGGUGGCAGACCCAACAUCUCUCGUUCCUCAUCCAGCACCAGCAGCUUCAGCAGCACCACGGGAGAAACAGAAGCUCUGGAAGAACUGGAGACAGCCAGCCAUCCCUCCAUAGCGUGCUCCUCUGCCUUUAGUCCUUCCCUCAGCGUCGACAGCCAGGGAUCAGGUACGCCUGUCAUCAUGUGCCGCAGUCCAACAGAUGUGAAAAGUAAGACGUCACCAAGGUCAAACUUGAAGUUCCGCUUUGACAAAAUGAGCCACUCAUCCACAACUGUAAGUCCUGUAAUGCCUGCCUGGUCAGCAUAUUUAAAUAAAUAUUAUUGUAAAGCAGUGGUGAAAUGUAACUAAGUACAUUUACUCAAGUUCUGUACUUAAGUAUAAUUUUGAGGUACUUGUACUCAGUAUUUGAGUAUUUCCAUUUUAAUGUAACUUUAUACUUCUACUUUACUACAUUUUGAAUCAAAAUUUGUACUUUUUACUCCACUACAUUUAGCUGAGAGCUUUAGUUACUUUUCAGGUCGAGAUUUAACAUAUAAAAACAUGAUCAAUUUAAAGUAAAUAUACUUUUUUUUUUAUUAAACCUCAUAACAGUAUAUUAAUAAGUUAAAAUGAGCCCUAUCUUUACAACGUUAAAAUGCUACUUUCAUAAAUGCACCAAUAUUUAUCAUUUAAUAAUAUAUUUGGAAUAUAUAAAAUAAUCUGAGUGGGGACAUAUUGCUUUUGCUGGUGUGGUAUUAGUACAUUUACUUAAGUAAAGGGCCAGGAUACUUUUUCCACCACUGUUGUAAAGCAAGUAUCUUGUUACACGGUGCUGUUGAAAAAAAUAAGCAUGUAAUUAAAGUCAUAUCAAAAAAUUCCAGGUAAUAACUUUUUUAAGAUGAAACUUUGUAACUUUGCUGAUGUCUUUCUUUUGACUAGAAAGGAAAACAUGAACACUUUUAGUCCUAUUUAAAACAUGGGGUAAUGGUGGAGUUUGACCUCUUGUGCCCAAAAUGAGCAUUACAACAAACACAAGAAAGAAAAUCACCUGCUAAAACCUUUUUUCACCUGUUUUCCCAUAUAGAUAAAUGAUGAAACUUGGAAAAAAGAUUCUGGCAAACUUUUUUUCUCACAUUUUUUUUAUACAAAGGGGCAAAAAAAUGAAGCAGUUUAGGAUGAUUAUCCUUGCCUCUCUUGGCUUCCAUAAUUUAGCGCAAUUUAGCGGGCAAUAAGUAAAAUUCCCCUGGUGUGUUUUUUCUCAUUGUCAUCAUUGACAUCUCAUUAACUCUGAAUCACUGUUAUCCAGAGGUGGAAUGUAACUAAGUACAUUUACUUAAGUACUGUACUUAAGUACAAUUUUGUGGUACAUGGUCUUUACUUGAGUAUUUCCACAUUUGUAACUUUAUACUUCUACUUCACUACAUUUUAGAGGCAAGUAUUGCACUUCUUACUCCACUACAUUUAUCUGCCAGCUUUAGUUAGUUUUCAGGUUGAGAUUAACAUAAAAAACAUGAUCAAUUUAAAGUGAAUAUGCAUGUUUAUAAAUUAAACCACAUAAAAGUAUAUUAAAAAGUUAAAAUUAGCCCUACCAGGAAAGAAGUAAAAUGCUGUUUACAUUUAUGCAUCAAUACAAAUAAUAUAAUAAUAUAUUUAGAAUAUAUGAAUCAAUCUGAGUGGGUCCAUUCUGCAGAUAGAUUACUUUUACUUUUGAUGCUUUAAGUACAUUUUGAUGCUGAUACUUUUGUACUUUUGCUUAAGUUUUAAAUGCAGGACUUUUACUUGGAGUGGAGUAAUUCUACUCCAAGAAUUGGUGGUAGAAGUACUUUUACUUAAGUAAAGGAUCUGAAUACUUGAAUACUGAAUACUGAAUACUACCACUGCUGUUAUGUCAUUAAAACAGACAAGCUGGUAUUGGGUAAUAAAACCCAGAUUGAAAGAUGCAUGCAGUCAGCAAACUCUCUCCUCUAACUGGCCUUUCUGUUCGCUCUCCUCUCUUUUCAGUCCGAGUAGCUUUGUGGAGUGGAAACAUCAGACUUGCACAACAAAGGGACGGUGUGGGCUGAUGGAGCUGCAAAGAGAAAAUGAAAAAAAAAAAUCAAAACAACAACCACAACAUCACUGUAGAACCACUUCCCUACGCCAAGGAUAAUCUGACAAGAUUACCAACCGCACCAACCGAGUCCCCACACACUAUAAACAAACUGACAAUACUGUGAGUGUACAGCGAGGAGAAGCAGCUGACCUGUUCUUUUUAACCAGCCUUAGGUUACAGAAAUUAGUCAAUACUUUGCUGAUGUUACAAGUUGCUGCAUCUCAGUUGUUAAUUGUUCACAUCACAUGAAAGUCCUAGCAUGGCUGUAAUACUGUGAGUGUAGGCCGAGCUAGACUCCGUCUCAGCUUCUCAAGCAUCUAGUUUAAUAGGGAGACACGGUGAUCUAGAAAAGUGGUAACACGACUGAACUGUUACUCUUUGGUCGACAUCAGGACAUAAGACAUCAGGAUGUUCCCUUUUUGCCUUUUGCCCUCGAAUGGUACGUCUGGCAACAGUUCCUCUUUUGCCUAAAAAAAGUAUGUAGACACACAGACAAACUCUCACAUGCACAGAAACAACAAAAUAGACUAGGCACCUCACACUGGAAGUCUCAAUUAAAUGCUUUCUUAGUGAACACCUUCGAUUUUCAAGAUGCUUUCGUAACCUGCUGCAUUGUGUCUACUGCACUAUAAACACCACACUGCUGAAACUCAGUGGAUUCAUAUGAUACGGGGACAUUAUCGUAGCAGAAUUAUUUGUGAAAUGUGUGCAGAGAGUUGUGUAAUUGUAUUGAAAUCUGUGUGUGAAAUGAGAUUUGUAAAUGUGUUAAUGUAUCUCAGAAUGCAUAGUUACAUUUGUGAAUAUGUACAGGAUACUGCGAAUGUGUACUCAGAAUCUAUGUGUCCAUAAUCAGAUUUGUAAAUGUGUAAAAAAAAAAAAGGUUACAGUUACACAUUCACAGAUCUCUGCAUUCACAGAACUUCAAAAAGCAUUUACGCAUUUACAAAUUGAAAAGACAAAACAAAGUGUGCACACUGAAAUAGGCUCAGGAUUGUUUAUUUUCAAGAAAACAUUUCGAUCGAAAAGUUACAUCAUUACUUAAAAAUAAUGUAGACUCAGUGAGUCGACUUUGUUUUGUCUGGUGUUUUUUUUUGUUUUUUUUAUGUUAACACACUUGGUCCUUUAUUGCAUUCACAAAUGUGUCUAAAGAUUCAAAAAUCUCAAUACACGCAAAUCUAGAUUCACACAUGGAUAAUGAAUGCCUAUUUGCAGAUUUCAGUACACAUUCACAAAUCCCAGAAUUCAUUUAGAGAUUCUUUCACACAUUUACAAAUGUGAUCAUGCACACAUGGCUUGAGUUACAUAAUUAUUUGCACAAUUUGCAAAUAUUUCUGCUACAGUAAUGGCCCCAUAAUAUAAGAACAUUUCUGUACCUGUAAGGGUAUCUUCAUAUCCCUGAACUUAAGUGAUUGGUUAGUGGAAAUUAGCUCACACAGGGCAAAGUAGAGGACACUGCCAACACAUUUUGCCAUAAGCUUAUUUUAGCCAAAGCUGCGCCUUACAAUCUAUCAAAAAGCCCUUUUCACCAUGGAUCCUCUCUCUCUCUCUCUCUCUCUCUCUCUCUCUCUCUCUCUCUCUCUCUCUCUCUCUCUCUCUCUCUCUCUCUCUCUCUCUCUCUCUCUCUCUCUCUCUCUCUCACUAUGUGAGAGGACAGGAAUCUUCUGUAUCUGGUUAUAGCACAGUUGUGGGUAGCCGAUCAACACCCACAUUUGCUGAAAAUAGACGUUGCACUUACUGAAAACAUUUCACCUUCUGAUACCUCCCAUUGAAGCUUGCUAGUUUUGUGUAUCUGUGUCUCUGUUCGGUGGAACUUUUGAACCGGUAAGUCUCCCGGGUUUAAAGUUUCCCAGCAUGUGAGCUCAUGAAGAUGACUUGAAAAAAUGCUUCAGGUUAAAUUAAUCUUUUAUAAAAGUCCUGAGAGGCAUAUUUGUCUGAUAAGCCUGAUCUCAAUUUUUUGGUCUCAUGUCUUUUUGACUCGAGAACAGGUGUAAAGGGGUUUUACAAGAAUUAAAGUUCCUCUUUUCUUUAUUCAUCUGUGAAACCGAUGUGGGGAAAAGUUUAGCCUGGCAUUAACAUUAUUGUUUGCCAGGCUCAUUUUGUUGUAAUACUCAUUUCAGCCACAAGAGGCUGACGUCUGCAGCCACCCCAUGUUGUAAAUAGAACUUAAAGCAUUGACAUUUUCUUCCAUCUGAGUUUAAAUUUUUAUCAGUUUAUUUAAAUUUUUUUCAAAUGUAUUUUAACCUGUUAGCGUUCCUAUAUCACGCUAAAGGGCGUUUUACACUUUUAUUUCAAUCUUACGCUUGCGUACAAAACCACUGUGUUUCAGUUGAUAUUCAUGCUACAGAUCAUUGAAAAGCUAAGACUUUUGUGAUUCUAUUCAUUAAAACCACAUUUUAACAUUUUAAGAUACAACCACAACAGCCAAAUUUAUCAACGCCUCUGAGACCAAUAACAAAUUACAGAAAUGACGCAACAUACCUUUGAAGACUCAUAGUAAUCCAGUAAUCAAUAACAUUCCAUCAAAAACGGUCACUUUGCAUUGGCAGAGGUCCAGUUUAUCCAAUCUGGUCGACUUUUUGGUCCGAAAUACAUUUAUAUUUUCAUAACUACCCAUGUUACUACCCACAGUCUGUUGUUUCGACUGCUGCACUAAUCUGUCGUUAACGUUUUUUGAUCAGCACAGAUUAGAGUACAUUUCUAGAUUUUGAGAGAUUUUGCCUUCAUCACAGAUUCAUUUAGAAAGAUUAGAGAUCCUGGACAAGGGAAGUUCUACGGGGAGGCAAUGGGGGGCAACUUGAGACUUUCAGAGACUGUAGCGGGCUCAGUAUAUUUGCUACCCCUAAAAUGUGCCCAGCCGACCCCUGAUCCUGGAAAAUACUUUUUUCAUCUGUUUUUAAGUCAUAAACGCAGAAGACAAAACAAUUUAGUUGAGACAAUGGACCUGAAUCCUUUUCUCUCACUGGCCUCUCAGGACUUCUGUAAUCCUUUGAACCACACACAAAAACACCUUGAAUGUGAACUUUGAACUUUUUUGUAUUUUUGAUUUGACGCUUUGUUAGUUGUUAUCAACAGGUCUCUUAGAAGUAAAUUGCAAAAACCAGUUGCUUACAAGCACAACGGGACAAUAGGUCUACUCUAGUCCUCAACUAUACCCUAACCUUAGCCUGGAGCUGCACAAACUAGAUUUAGCAGGGCAAACUGAGAGUAGAAAAAAGCUUAAAGACACACAGACGUGUUUGCUAUGUGACCAAACAACCAAACUGGACGGUCUUUGGAAGAAUGUCGAAGUACUGUGGAGAGAACCAUUCCUGGAUGGCUUGAACGUGUGUGAAGUUCUGUCACGUGAAGCUCAAAUCCCAGAGGGUUUAAAGUGUCAGUUCACUCAAAUUACAAAUACUGACUUUG